Molecule: messenger RNA, 1828 nt
Organism: Andrographis paniculata
Lineage: Eukaryota; Viridiplantae; Streptophyta; Magnoliopsida; Lamiales; Acanthaceae
Product: cytochrome P450 CYP82D47-like
Exons: 2
Coding region: 57-1640 (527 amino acids)
Biological process (GO): defense response to other organism
Molecular function (GO): oxidoreductase activity, acting on paired donors, with incorporation or reduction of molecular oxygen; monooxygenase activity; iron ion binding
Source: RefSeq, a predicted model, not a curated record
AUCAGCCUAUCAUAUCUAUUUGGCCAUUACUGACUCUCCACAAUCAUAUCGCAAUUAUGGAAUUCAGCUCAGCCAUCGGCUCAGCUGCAGCUGCAGCUGCCAUCCUUAUACUUUACUAUUACCUCCUUCGGCGGCGCUCGCUCAAUCCCAAAUACAAACUCCCGCCUGAAGCCGGCGGCGCGCGGCUGAUUCUGGGCCAUCUUCAUCUGAUGGGCGACGCGGCGCGGCCCCCUCACUUCUACUUAGCCGACAUGGCCGACCAGCACGGCCCAAUCUUCACAAUCCGGCUCGGCGUGCGCCGCGCCGUGGUGGUGAGCAGCUGGAGCAUAGCCAAGGAGCUGUUCACAAGCUGCGACGCCGCCGUCUCCUCCCGCCCGAAAAUGCGAGCCAUCAAGCACCUGAGCUACGGCUUCGCCAUGUUCGGCUUCUCCCCGUACGGCGACUACUGGCGCGAGAUUCGCAAGAUAGCCAACACGGAGCUUCUCUCGAGCCACCGAGUCGAAGUGAUGAGCCACGUCUACGAGCCAGCUAUAGCGCAGUCGGUUAAGGAGAUCUACAGCCGUUGGGAGGACGAGAGGAAUAUUUAUAAGGAUGGAUUGUCGGGACGAGUUUUGGUGGACAUGAAGAAGUGGUUCGCGGAGCUGAAUUUGAAUGUUAUACUGGCCAUGGUGGCGGGAAAGAGAUUCUCCGCCGCCGCCGGAGAAGACGACGGCGAGGAGAUGCGGCGGUGCCGGGCGGUUUUCCGGGACUUCUUCCACCUGUUGGGGCUGUUUGUGCCGGCGGACGCUCUGCCGUGGCUACGGUGGUUUGAUUUGGGGGGGCUUGAGAAGAGAAUGAAGAGAACGGCCAAGGAAUUGGACGGAAUUAUGGCGGAGUGGGUGGUGGAGCACCGCCGGAAGGGCGGGGAUACGGCGGCGCGUGAUUUCAUGGAUGUGAUGGUGUCGGCCGUACGAGGUUCGGAGCAGUUAACGAGACAAGCUGAUGCGGAUACUGUCAUCAAAUCCACUUGCCAGAUGAUAAUCGCCGGCGGCGCGGACACAAGUUCAGUCGUCCUAACAUGGGCGCUCUCCUUACUACUAAACAACCGCCGUGUUCUAGCAAAGGCACAAGAAGAGCUAGACAAACACGUAGGUCGAACCCGGCGAGUGAAGGAAUCCGACAUCCCAAACCUCGUAUACUUACAAGCUGUAGUAAAAGAGAUACUUAGACUAUACCCGGCAGGCCCUUUAGGGGGGCCGCGAGAAUUCACCCAAGACUGCAGCAUAAAAGGGUAUCACAUUCCCAAAGGGACAUGGUUAAUGGUAAACACGUGGAAGCUACAAAGGGACCCCGACGUUUGGUCGGACGAUGCCUUGGAGUUCAAGCCAGAGCGAUUUCUUACAACAAGACACGGCAAUAUAGACGUUAAAGGGCAAAACUUCGAGCUGAUCCCGUUUGGUGCUGGUCGAAGAAUUUGCCCCGGGACAAAUCUUGCAUUGCAUAUGAUGCAUUUAGUGUUGGCUAAUUUAUUACAGGCUUUUGAGGUUGGGACAGUUUGCGAUGAGGCUGUCGACAUGAGUGAGAGCCUUGGGUUGUCGAACCUCAAAGCCACCCCACUUGAUGUUCUUGUUGCGCCUAGACUCUCUCCCGAACAUUAUUGACAUUAUGACGAAGCAUUUCUUGAUUAGGCGCAGAUCAGCAUGUCACAUAAAGGUAAAUAAUAUGUAUGUCUAUAUAUUACAGUAUAUAUUGUGUAAUAAAAUAAGAAUGUUGCCGAUUGUAUAAUAUAUGUUGUACACUCGAAGGACAUAUUUAUGGGAUAUAUUUUACCAUAAGGACAAUUAAAACG